Messenger RNA from Loa loa (African eye worm), 318 nucleotides. RefSeq lists its product as hypothetical. The transcript has 3 exons. The record is from RefSeq and is a predicted model, not a curated record. NCBI's taxonomy places the organism in Eukaryota, Metazoa, Nematoda, Chromadorea, Rhabditida, Onchocercidae. Bases 1 to 318 code for a protein of 105 amino acids.
AUGUCAUAUCGUUUGAUCUUAUUAUAUCGGCUCUACGGUAACAACACAUUGAACACAUGUUUUGUUCAUGUCACAACGGUGUCCUUUAAAUUCGAUAAGCAUAAUCGAUCAUAUAAGUGCAUGCAAUUAGCUGUAACUUCAAAUCGAAUACUUGCUAAACCCCAGAAUUUGCACUGUAACGAGGUGCGAUAUGGUGGAAAGUUCUCUCGAGAACCCUUAUCAAAAAAUGAAGCCCAUAUCAAUCCUUAUCAAGAAAAAUCUGCAGCUUUGUCGUUUUGUAGUAAAAGUAGCAUUAAUGAUAAGGUGGUUAAGUCUUAG